Messenger RNA from Pneumocystis carinii B80, 1563 nucleotides. RefSeq names its product cystathionine beta-synthase. Lineage: Eukaryota; Fungi; Ascomycota; Pneumocystomycetes; Pneumocystales; Pneumocystaceae. Gene Ontology annotation, cellular component: cytoplasm. The record is from RefSeq and is a predicted model, not a curated record. Gene Ontology annotation, molecular function: cystathionine beta-synthase activity; cysteine synthase activity. Bases 44 to 1519 code for a protein of 491 amino acids. The transcript has 9 exons.
UUUGCAAGUUAAUAAUAGUUUUAACACUUAACCGUACUUAAGAAUGACUUUUUCUGAGAGUAUUUUGCAGCAUAUUGGACAAACACCAUUAAUUCGGUUAAACCGUAUUCCAAAAGAAGAACAACUUGAAUGUGAUAUUUUGGUUAAAUGUGAAUUCUUUAAUGCAGGAGGAAGUAUUAAAGACAGAAUUGCUAAAAUGAUGAUUGAACAAGCGGAGAAAGAAGGAAAAUUAGUUCCUGGUUCUACUUUGAUUGAGCCGACAAGUGGUAAUACAGGUAUUGGAUUAGCGUUAAUAGCUGCAAUUAAAGGAUAUCGUAUGAUUAUUACGCUUCCAGAGAAAAUGUCUCAGGAAAAGAUUUUUAUUUUAAAGGCAUUGGGUGCAGAGGUUAUUGUGACGCCUUCAGAAGCUCCUUGGGAUUCACCAGAAUCUCAUAUUGGAGUGGCAAAGAGGUUGAAUCAGGAAAUUCCGGGAUCUCUAAUUCUCAAUCAGUAUGAAAAUCCAAAUAAUCCGAGAACACACGAGUUUUAUACAGCAACUGAGAUUCUAAUGCAGACAGAUGGUAAAGUAGAUAUGGUUGUGAUGGGUGCUGGAACAGGAGGCACAAUUUCUGGUGUUGCAAGAGCAUUAAAGAAGUAUAAUAAAAAUAUAGAAAUUGUUGGCGUAGAUCCAGUAGGAUCGAUUCUUGCUUUGCCUGAGUCUUUAAAUACAGGAGUAGGCUUGUAUCAUAUUGAAGGAAUUGGUUAUGAUUUUAUACCAGGUGUCCUUGAUAGAUCACUUAUAGACCGUUGGAUUAAGACAAGCGAUAAGGAAUCUUUUUUAAUGGCUAGACGUUUGAUUGCAAAAGAAGGGCUUAUGUGUGGUGGAAGUAGCGGUUCUGCAAUGGUUGCUGCUGUACUUGCUGCCAAAAAAUUAGGAAAAGGAAAAACAUGUGUCGUUAUUUUACCAGAUUCCGUUAGAAAUUAUAUUAGUAAAUUUUUGGAUGAUCGUUGGAUGUUUGAUCAUUCUUUCAUUGAGAAUCCUAAAAAAUUAACUUUGGAUACACUCACUCUACAAUCAAUGAAUCUUAAGUCUCUUAAACUUGUUAAUACUUCUUCUACAUGUCUUUCUGUGCUAAAGAUAAUGAAGAGUAAUUCACUUGAAGUAUUACCAAUCGUAGAUUUAUCUAAAAAAUUGGUUGGCCUUGCUUCUAUACGGAAUAUCCUUUCCUCUGUAUCCCGUUCUCUUUCUUCUUUUCAUGAUUCAAUUACUACUGUGAUGUCGUGUUUUAAGAAACAACUUGAAAACUCCAUUACUAUUCAACAAUGGUUUUCUUUAAAAUCUUCAUCCUGUUCUGUUUCUCCUAAAGAACAAUUCGUUAUCAUUACAAUUGAUACUCCUGUUCUUUUACUUAUGGACUUCUUAAAUACCUAUAGAUAUGCAAUUAUUGUCACUUCUACUUCUGAUACUCGUUCUUUUACUCCAACACAUCUAUUAACUCGAACUGAUCUUUUGGAUUUCAUUUAUAGAAACGUUCUCUGAUUCAAUUCCUUUCUUACUUUCAAUUUAUAUAUCUUGCUUAUCUA